GCGGGAAACGAAAAUUCAAGACCCAUGGUUUCCCUCCUUCCAUGAAUAAAAACUACUCGAAACUACGAACACCUUAUACUUAUUGUAUAAUCCCCCUUCCUCCAUUUCUGAAUCUUUCAAUUUCUCAGUCCCUCUCCAAAUUCCCAAUUAUAAACCCUAAAUCUAAUAAACCCGCCUGAGAACUGAGAAGAAUUAAGUAGAAGAAAAUGUUUUACUCCCAUACGUUUUUGGCUCGGAAAGGGCCUCUUGGUACUGUCUGGUGCGCUGCUCAUCUUCAACAUAAACUCAAAAAAUCUCAUUAUGCUUCUACUGAUAUUCCCUCCACCGUCGAGAGGAUAAUCUAUCCAGAAGUGCCAAUUGCUCUAAGGAUGUCUGGACAUCUUUUGUUGGGUGUUGUUCGUAUUUAUUCGAAGAAAGUUGAGUACCUUUAUAAGGAUUAUGAGGGUCUUCGGGUUAGCUUGAGGAAUGCCUUCUGUACUGUCCAUGUCAAUUUGAAUGAAAAUGCUAACCAAGCUCAAUUUAAUGCAAUUACUUUGCCGGAAACUUAUUCACUUGAUGCCAUAGAAAUAGACGAUGAUAUUUCUCGCUUUGAUGGAUCACAGGAUAAUCAUAUCAGGAACAUAGAGGAAAUAACACUCCAAGAUUCAAAUCCCGUUGAAACUGAGCUUUAUGUCAGGAUCACAUUUGAUGAUGACAUCAUUCCAGACUCGUCUCACUCUGAGCCAAGGGAGAGUGAUCCAAUGCAGAUAGACAAUCCUCCUGCAUUUCCGAUUCCUCUUAGUCCUGAUAUGCAGACUGCUGGUGUUAUCCAACAUGAAGAAUUUCCAUCCCAUGAAAUCAUGCGUGAUAAUCGCGACUUUGAUGCCCUUUUGUCUACUCCAAUAUUACGGCCACAUCAAGACCCUGUUGAUCCUGAAUUAAACAUAUCUCCUCCAAAAUACACACUUGAGAUGGAAAUCGAUACACCACACUCAUUACCUGCAUCAACCGGAGUUAAUUAUCAGCAACCACUGCAGCAUGAAGGACCUUCGUCUCCUCCUACUUCUGAUGCUCGUGAGGUUUCUGAUACUUUGAUUAAUGUUUCACUGACUCAGUUGUUAUUGAGGCCUUCUCCUUCUCCGGAGAAACCUAAGCCUAAACGUCAAAGGAGAAAACGAAAGAUAUACUUUGAUGAGACUUUAGUUUUGACUAACCAGUUUUUGAAAAAUUCGCUCAAUAAUUGUUCCGAUUUAGUGAAGAAAAGAAGGAGGCUGGCUUCCUCUGCUUUAGAACAAUGGAGAAUUAAACGGAAGAAGAACGAAGACAUUUUCUCAAAGCCCCUACUAUCUGGAACGUGCGAAAAUCUCCAAAAUCUGUUAAGCGAAGACUUGAUCAUCUCAAACCCCAAAUUGGCUUCCACGGUAGCAACUCAACCAGACUCCAGGGCUGCAGAAUCUCCUGCACAUGAUCCUGAUGCUGGUGGGGAAACUCAGCGUCAUAUUUCUGGCGAUGAUUUGGAGAUUGAGCGUCUCCGUUCUGUGCAUGAUGAUCCUGGACAAACCAUAAUGGAAACAUUUCCUUCCUCCACACCGUUACCUUUUCCACAGCCUCAUGGAUUUCCCGAGACUCCUUCAUCCAUGAGAGCACCAAGUUCAGUUUCAGAACCUCGAUUUGAUAACACUGAUCUUCAAUCAGAGAAGGGUCUUUUUACCAGCUCUACUGGAUUCGAUAUGGAAACACCCAUUUUUAAUUCUGAGGAAAGGAACGAAGAAAUGGGCACUGGUUUAUCUGACAUUCCCGAACUGAGAGAUUCUAUGAUAGCUGAUGAGCUCUCGUUUUUGGAACAAGAUUACGAAAGCCCCACCGAUUCUCAAGGUGCUCGUACAGGAGAUGCCAUGUCUGCAAGGACAAGGGCCGUGGCUCAGUAUCUGGAAAAUCAUUCCCCACUAUCCAAAUACCCAUCCGAAGAGCUAAGUUUGAAAUCCAUCUUGGAAGGAAGACAAAGGAAGAUAUGUGCACGAAUGUUCUAUGAAACUUUGGUUUUGAAAAGUGCCGGACGAAUUGAUGUUAAACAAGAUGAGCCCUAUGGUGAUAUUACUUUGAAGUUGACAGCCAAAAUUUAAGGCUGCACGCUCUUUAAGCUGAUAAUUUUAUAUGCACAGGAUACUAGAAUUGAAAUGUACAGCAGCUCAAGUCAGGGGCGGACACAGGUGCCCUCGCUGCCCAUGCGCGAGAGCACGGAGUUCCGAAGAUUGUAGUAAUUUUGGAUAAAUUUCAAUGAUAAUUUUUUGUAUUUAUUUUCUAUUAAGAUUUUCUGUAUCUUAUAAUAAUUUAUGAUCUCAUUAGUAAUUUUCUCGGGUUCCUUGUUUAUUGCUAUUUUUGGUAUUUUACGAGUUUUAGCCAAAAUGAAAGAAAUGAGUCUUAUAGAGAAAUUCUUAUGUUGACUUGGUUCAUACUAGAAUAGUGUGGACUAAGUUUUAUCACUCUUAUAUCUACUUUCUUUACUCUUUACUCUAUAUUAUAUGAGUAUUAUC
Amaranthus tricolor (Joseph's coat) is the source of this 2513-nucleotide messenger RNA. RefSeq names its product sister chromatid cohesion 1 protein 3-like. Bases 207 to 2102 code for a protein of 631 amino acids. Gene Ontology annotation, molecular function: protein binding; chromatin binding. Gene Ontology annotation, biological process: synaptonemal complex assembly; mitotic sister chromatid cohesion; replication-born double-strand break repair via sister chromatid exchange. Lineage: Eukaryota; Viridiplantae; Streptophyta; Magnoliopsida; Caryophyllales; Amaranthaceae. Gene Ontology annotation, cellular component: cohesin complex; synaptonemal complex. The transcript is spliced from 14 exons. The record is from RefSeq and is a predicted model, not a curated record.